UUAUGGCGCUUAGCAGAUACGUUCUAAACGGAUCUGCAGCUGAACGCCAUGGUAACUGGUCUCUAGCCAUAAAAGAAGGAAGACAGUUGCUCCUUACUCAGGUUCAACUACUUGAGAUCUACUUUCUAACGCACUACAUCGACAGAUACUGCUCUGAUGGCUUCCAAAUUCACCAAGCUCCUGGAACCCCUCACCAUAGGACCGCUCACAUUGCGCAAUAGAGUCGCAAUGGCAGCGCUAACGCGCUCUCGCUCUGUACCUACCAACGUUCCAAACGACAUCAACCUCGAAUACUACGUCCAACGUGCUCGCGGCGGUGCAGGGCUGAUUACAACAGAGGGAACAUUGAUCUGCCAACAAGGGACUGAGUGGCAGAAUGCACCUGGAAUAUGGAAUCAGGACCAGGUUUCUGCCUGGAAAAGGAUAACCGAUGCCGUGCACGCAGAAGGAGGCGUGAUAUUUAAUCAGAUAUGGCAUCUGGGCCGCGCCAGUCAUCCAGAUGCCCCUGAACAAAAGGCUUCGGGAAUGCCGGUUUACGCGCCCUCUGACAUCGCAGCCCGCGGGGGAAAGUUCAGGUUUUUGCCUGGUCAUCCUGGAUAUGUGACGCCCGUCGCGAUCGAAGAUCCUCGUAUUCUCAUCGACUUGUACAAACAAGCUGCUAUAAAUGCUAAGGAGGCAGGCUUUGAUGGCGUCGAACUCCAUGGCGCAAAUGGGUACCUCGUCCAUCAGUUCUUGGACUCUACGUCGAACAAGCGGACUGACGCAUACGGCGGUUCCAUCGAGAAUCGUGCCCGCUUUGGCCUCGAAAUUUUAAAGGAGCUCGUGUCCAUCUGGGGCAGUAAGAGAGUCGCAGUUCGCUUGAGCCCAGCCGGUGGAUAUAACGACAUGGGGAUGCCCUUGCAGGAGAAUAUUGACACUUUCCGAUACUUCAUCAGCCAAGCCGAUCUUCUCGACCUUGGGUAUAUUUCCCUAAUACGCCAUAUUCCAGCAAUGGACCCAGAAUUCGAUGGAAAUCACCGUGCUACGAAGCAUGACGUGCUGAAGACAUAUCGCCCAUGCAUCAAGAAAUCAGCUCUAUUACUCAAUGGCGAUCUCACCCCUGAAGAAGCCAAUCAACUCAUUGUUGCAAAGGAGAUAGACGCUGCAGUAUUCGGAACCCUCUGGAUUGGCCACCCCGAUCUUGCAAAGAGAAUCGAGCAAGAUAUCCCAUUAGAUACAAAGCUAGAUCUGAAAACCCUUUACGGAGGCGGCGCACAAAUCCCUUAUGAACAGCAGAAGAAAGGAUACACCGACUAUCCUGCGGCUCGGCUUUAAAUUUGCUAUAUGACAAGUUUCGCAAGUCAUUGUACUACUAUUACACGAUAUGAUAGGGCUCGUUACAAUGCGUGUUGUCAUGAAAUUCACUCCCGCUCUUGGUUAACUGGAUGAGGCCUUGCAAAGUGAAUCGGCGGCGUCUUGUCUACUGAAGUAUGAUAGAGAGAGGUUAUGCGGCGAUUGUCAUCUUCAUUCGCUUGAACAC
Suillus paluster is the source of this 1519-nucleotide messenger RNA. RefSeq lists its product as uncharacterized. The coding region runs from base 157 to 1314 and encodes 385 amino acids. Gene Ontology annotation, molecular function: oxidoreductase activity; FMN binding. The transcript is spliced from 9 exons. NCBI's taxonomy places the organism in Eukaryota, Fungi, Basidiomycota, Agaricomycetes, Boletales, Suillaceae. The record is from RefSeq and is a predicted model, not a curated record.